AAAGAUAAUUGUAUUUAUAGAGCUGAGCUGAGGCUGUGGAAGACGAGCUGGUUCCCCAGCUGCUUUCUGUCAUCGACCUCUCACUUGUUUUCUUUUUUUCUCUCUCGCAUCUUUCGAGGCAGCCGAAUUCUCAACACGAAGCGCUGGUCGCUCACCCCAACUUCUCGAACCAAUGGCCUUCAACUUCAACUGGCUCUCCAACGAAAAGUCCAGAAUGAAUGAAGAACCCCCCAACUACGCCGAAGCUACUGCCUCGGCAAACCCCUCCCCCUCCCCGUCUCCCUUCACCACACAAACCGGAAACCCGUCAACAACAAACAAUGCCUCCGCCGCUGCGGACGCACGCGCGCCCCUAAAAGGCCACGAUACAAAAUACGCCAUGUUGUCCAUCGCCGGCUCCGACCGAAUCCGGCUCCUCCGCUUCCCCGAGCCCAUGACGGCGCUCGUCUCGGAAAUCGUGCAGGGGCUGUGGCCAAAGGGGAUACAGAAGGUGCAGAAAUUCGACGAGAGUCUGGAGUUAAAGCUCAAGGGGAACCCAUUCGCGUACGGGGUGGAUGAGGAGAAGGUUGCGAUCCGGAUUACGCUCAUGGGGAUUCUGAAUGCGUUUUCGAAGGAGGGGUGGGUUGUGCCCAGGUCUGGGGGGAGGAUUGGGCGGUUGGGGAAUUAUGGGAAUUAUGGGCAGAAGGACAGCCUCAUCUUCCAACACGCCGAACCCCGCGCAUAUUCCUGGCUCAGCAUCUCCUUCGACUCCGCCGACCUCCUGCACCUAAUAAACGCACCCACCGAACUCGCCAGCGCGCUCAUCUUCUUCUUCGGCGAGCGCAUCGAGCGCUGCAACAAGGAUUUCGUGUCCGGGAACUUUGAGCUCAAAUUCACAGGCUCCCCCUGGAAUAAAUCGAGCGGGAAGGGGAGCGUGCAGAGCCGGAUUCUUAUUCUGGAUUUGAUGCAGUGUCUGGAGGAGCAGGGGUAUACGAUGGCGACGAGUUUGGAUAUUGAUAAUGGGUCUGGGGGGAAUACAUAUCAGAGUUAUGGGGAGUUGUGGUUUUGGUAUCGGUGAUGGGUUGCGAUGCAGAUGGGUCAACUGGGGGUGGUGGAUGGAUGAAAAUGUCGUUUGUCUCAUGAUUCGUUAUGUAUAUUGUUGUUCAAGAUACCUAUAUAUGAUAAUUACGCCAUUGAUGCCAUAUCAUUAUCAUUCUCCCAUCCCAAACCACGAGCUACAUCUCUCCAUCACGCCCACCAGAGUCCGGAACUCGACCGAUCUAGAGCAACCCCUUCUUCCCCCGAACCUUCCACAACAAAAACCAAAGUCCGAGCAACUGCACCGCCCCCGAAAGCAUCAAGAUCCCACACCAAAGCUGCACAUUCACAAACUGCAAAUCGUCGCUUCCGUUGGCCCCCAAAUCCGCCAGCGCCCCUGCAAUCGGCGCUCCGAUUAGUGUCGCGAAGCUCGUUAUGCUCUGCGCCAUUCCGAGCCAUGUUCCUAGCGCUGUCGGGUCAGGGCAGAUGUGCGGGAAGACGCUCGGAGGGAGGGGGACGAGGGCGCCAGAUAUGGCGCCUGUAUGCAGUCAGUAUUUCUCUUAUGAAAGGGGUGGGAGAGAGUAUUUUGGAGACAGGGAGAGGCGCGUACCAUAAAACGCCGAAAACAGAAUAAACCUCGCCAAGCUCUCCGCACUAAUCCAUGCAAUACACAACACCCCCGAAGCUACCCCACAGAAGAUCCAGGGGAUCAUGGCCCCGAAAUAGUGCGCGACAGCGGUGGUGAUGACCCGCCCGACGAUCGACGACGCCUGGGAGAUGAUGAGGAUGUACAAGCCCAGCGAGCGCGACGUGCCGAGUUUCGUUUCCGCGUAGAUGGGCAUGUAGUAGAAGGGGGUCAUGUAGCCGAGGUACAGGAAGAAGUUUGCGACGGUGAAGUUCCAGAAGGGGAGGUCUUUGAGGGCGCGCAUGUCGAAGAGGCGGCGGGUCCGCGACUGUGUCUGCGCCUGCGUGGAGGGGAACUGGCCGGUAUUCUCGGCCUUCCAGAGGAG
This is a messenger RNA of Aspergillus calidoustus, 2027 nucleotides long. The record is from the annotation of a GenBank genome assembly. Lineage: Eukaryota; Fungi; Ascomycota; Eurotiomycetes; Eurotiales; Aspergillaceae.